This is a messenger RNA of Budorcas taxicolor (takin), 465 nucleotides long. Its product is annotated as hemoglobin subunit beta-like. Gene Ontology annotation, biological process: oxygen transport; hydrogen peroxide catabolic process. Gene Ontology annotation, cellular component: hemoglobin complex; haptoglobin-hemoglobin complex; blood microparticle. Gene Ontology annotation, molecular function: peroxidase activity; oxygen carrier activity; hemoglobin alpha binding. The record is from RefSeq and is a predicted model, not a curated record. NCBI's taxonomy places the organism in Eukaryota, Metazoa, Chordata, Mammalia, Artiodactyla, Bovidae.
AUGGUGCAUCUAACUCUAGAGGAGAAGCUACUUGUCACUGCCCUGUGGAGCAAGAUGAGGGUGGCUGAAGUUGGUGUUGAAACCCUAGGCAGGCUGCUGGUUGUCUACCCCUGGACUCAGAGGUUCUUUGAGUCCUUUGGGAACUUGCCCUCUGCUGAUGAUAUUAUGGGCAACGCUAAGGUGAAGGCCCGUGACAAUAAGGUGCUAGACUCCUUUACUGAAGGCCUGAAGUAUGUUGACCACCUCAAGGGUGUCUUUUCUUUGCUGAGUGAGUUGCACUGUAAGAAUCUGCAUGUCAGUCCUGAGAACAUCAGGCUCCUUGGCAAAAUACUGGUAAUUACACUGGUUCAAAACUUUGGCAAGGAAUUCACCCUGGAGUUCCUGGUUGCCUAUCAGAAGGCGGUGGCUGGUGUGGCUAAUGCCCUCACCUAUAAAUACCAUUGGAAUCCUGGCCUUUUUCUUUAA